AUGUCGUUGGAUAAGCGCGACGAACUGGAAGUAAUCACUUCCAGUAUACCUCCAACUCCGCCCAAUGAGAUCAACGGCAAGGAUUUGGAGAAUGAAUAUAAUGCCAAACUCGAAAAGAAAGUGAUGCGAAAGAUAGAUUUCUGGCUUGUUGGGUUUUACUCGAUCGUAUAUAUCUUCCGUGUCAUUGAUUCCAACAACUACUCCAAUGCUGCAAUCAUCAACCUAGAAGCCGGCACCGGAAUCAAGAAGGAACUUAAUUUCAACUCCUCGCAAUGGGCCUGGACGCAGUCAAUAUUCUCCUACAGCUACCUCAUUUUCGAGCCCACUAACACCAUCCUUCUCAAACGCGUCACGCCCUCGAGAUGGAUGUUUGUCUUGAUCUUGUCCUGGGGUAUCUGUGCCUGUGCUGCUGGUGCUGCACAGGACUUUCCAGGAAUGAUGUGUGUGCGGUUUACAAUUGGAAUGGCCGAAGCCGGGUUCUAUCCUUCUGUGCUCUACCACAUGGCAUUCUGGUACAAGCCAUCUGAGCUGCGCUGGAGAAUUGCUCUUUUCUACUCUCUUGGUCAGGUAUCUGGUGCAUUGAGUGGGUUGCUGGCAUAUGCCAUCAGCUUUAUGGAUGGAGCCGGUGGGCUAUCAGGCUGGCGAUGGCUAUUUGUGAUAGAAGGCCUCCCGGCAGUCUUGUUGUCUGUGGUAGCGUUAUUCGGUCUACCAGACUAUCCCGAGAACGCCCGCAUGUUGACCGAAGAGGAGAGGACUUUCCUCAAGGGUCGUCUAUCCUCUACAGCACCCUCUGGGAAAGACAAAAGCUGGAGCUGGGGGGACAUAAAAGCGCUCCUCUCAAGUCCAACCUUGUAUACAUUUACGGUCUACUGGAUCGGGCAUGGCAUUGGCGGAUUUGGAGUAAAUUACGCCUUGCCCACUGUUAUCUACGAGCUUGGUUUUACUUCGACGGCUUUGUCACAGCUGAUGAAUAUUCCUCCCUACGUCGCAUGCUUUUUUUUUCCUGAAUACUCUCGGGUAUUUACUGCACAAAGGCUGGAUCAGACCAUGGACCACUGCUGUCGCGACACGAUAAUCAUCUGCUAUAUCAUCCUGAUUACAGUUCCAAACUCGAUUGUCAAAUACCUCGCGUUGGUUGUAGCCACCGCUUGUGCCGGAUCUGCGUACCCUGUCAUCUGGCCAGAACGUAUUCGUGCACUCGAAGGCACAGUCGCGGUGGGGAUUGGUAUUGGGCUUACGAAUGCCAUGGCUCAGUUUAGCGGCAUUGCUGGGCCUCAUAUAUACAGUACGGUGUUUGGACCGACGUAUCGAGUAUCAUACAUUAUUUGUCUCUGCUUCUUGUGUGCGGCUAUCUCGGGAAUUCUGGCUUCGUGGUGGCUGAUCUGGAGGAAGGAUCGGAAGAAUGAAUUGAACACUGGGCUUGAGGAAGAUGCCUGA
Messenger RNA from Penicillium robsamsonii, 1437 nucleotides. Its product is annotated as Major facilitator superfamily domain general substrate transporter. NCBI's taxonomy places the organism in Eukaryota, Fungi, Ascomycota, Eurotiomycetes, Eurotiales, Aspergillaceae. The transcript is spliced from 3 exons. Gene Ontology annotation, molecular function: transmembrane transporter activity. Gene Ontology annotation, cellular component: membrane. Gene Ontology annotation, biological process: transmembrane transport. The record is from RefSeq and is a predicted model, not a curated record. The coding region runs from base 1 to 1437 and encodes 478 amino acids.